Messenger RNA from Acipenser ruthenus (sterlet), 3657 nucleotides. It is a transcript of the gene hycc1, whose product is annotated as hyccin PI4KA lipid kinase complex subunit 1. The transcript is spliced from 12 exons. Gene Ontology annotation, cellular component: plasma membrane. Gene Ontology annotation, biological process: protein localization to plasma membrane; phosphatidylinositol phosphate biosynthetic process. The coding region runs from base 520 to 2073 and encodes 517 amino acids. NCBI's taxonomy places the organism in Eukaryota, Metazoa, Chordata, Actinopteri, Acipenseriformes, Acipenseridae. The record is from RefSeq and is a predicted model, not a curated record.
CCCUUGAUCUGGAUGGAUUGGCUCCCGUUUGUCGACAGCCCCUGUGCGCUGCUUGUAUUGGCUUUGAGAAACUGCCACUCCAUCUGUAGUCCUGGCAGACAGCAGGCUUGUCUGCGUUGUGAUAGUGAUGAAGAUGGGGGAAUCGAUGGUGUUUAAUAAUUAAUUUAAUUUAAGGAAUAGUUUACAGCACCUAAAAGGGACAAAAGAAAAGAGGGAGAAAUAAAGGAGCUGGAAACAUAAAUGGUGGUAAGAGCAGACUGGAAUGUUAAAGACCAUUUUUUAAAGUGGAAAUAUGGACAUUGUGUUCCAACAGAUUUCUUGUCAGUGGACUUCACAUUCCCCAAUCUUCCCAAUACUAGACGGAUGGCUUUUUUCACUUGAAAUUUUCCUGUAUGAUUUUGGACCGAACGACCGUUUAUGUUUAGUUUUGUUUGUAUAUUGGAACUACUGGACUAAAGUAAAGGACCUCCGAGAUACACUUCAAACAGGUAAAUACAAGAAAACAGCCAAUGCUGGAAGAUGUUGGAUAUGGACCAAGGGGUAGUGGAGGAGUGGUUGUCAGAGUUCAAGACUCUUCCUGAGACGGCCAUUCCGAGCUACGCUGCAGGUUUAAAAGACAAGGCUUCUUUGGUUUCAGCUCUGUACCGUGUUAUCCAGGAACCCCAGAGUGAGCUCCUGGAGCCUGUGUGUCACCAGCUGUUUGAGUUUUACCGCAGUGGAGAUGUCAGCCUGCAGCGCUUCACUCUCCAGUUCCUUCCAGAGUUCAUCUGGAGCUACCUUUCCAUUUGCACCAGCAGAGACCUGCACAGCACUGGCUGCAGGGAAGCCCUUCUCUUGGGCAUAUACAAUCUAGAAAUAAUUGACAAAGAUGGACAGAGCAAAGUGUUAUCAUUCACUGUCCCUUCCCUGUCGAAGCCUUCUGUGUACCAUGAGCCUUCUACGAUUGGUUCUUUGACUCUCACAGAAGGGGCUUUAGCCAAACAUGGCCUAAGCAGAGUUGUAUACAGUGGGCCUCAUCCACAGAGAGAGAUCUUUACAGCACAGAACAGGUUUGAAGUGUUGACCUUCCUCCUCCUGUGCUACAAUUCUGCCUUAAGCUACAUGACGAGUGCUUCCUUACAGUCCCUCUGUCAUCUGAGCACCGGGAUAAGCAUUUGUGGGUAUCCUAGACAGCUCCUGAGGAAGUACAAAGGCGUCGGCAACAGAAUGCCAGUUUCUUCAGAGUUUCUUGUCCAGUUGAUAACCAGCAUUUAUUAUGCUCUCUAUAAUGGUGAAUGGGAUAUGGCCAGUAAAGCAUUGGAUGAUGUUUUAUACAGAGCUCAGCUGGAGCUUUAUCCUGAAGCGUUGUUGGUGGGAAAUGCAGUCAAGUCUUCCUUGCCUGGAGGUGCAUUGAAAUCAAAUAAGGAGGGCACCCGGUGUAUUCAGGUAGAAAUUACUCCAACAUCCUCGAGAAUAUCAAGAAAUGCAGUGACCAGCUUGUCAAUCAGAGGCCAUCGGUGGAAAAGAAAUGAUGCGGUGGAUUUAACAUCCCCAGAGGAACUGAUGGAAAUCUCCGAAAUGGAUGAAGGGUUUUGUUCCAGGGCAGCUUCAAACGCCAGUCCUCCUGUGAUCACUAUUAGCAGCAGCAGUGGGAAGACACCUGGGAAGAGCCAGCGAAAGUCUGGAAGCAGCAGGGCUGGGAAGGAGAGGGAGGCUAGCGUGGAGAGCUGCCGGGACCACUUGUCUCGCAAGCAGGCCCAGAGAGCCAUGAGCGAGAACCUGGAGCUGCUGUCCUUGAAGAGGCUGACUUUGACGACUAGCCACUCCCUCCCCAAGCCAGACAGCCUCAGUCUGGCCCGGACUGCCACCACUGUCUUUAGUAGAUCCUUCGAGCAGGUCAGCAACGUCUUUGGGGCCAACAAUCCUGCCAGCACAGGCAACACUACCUCCACCGAGGCCAACCGCUAUUCGGCCUGCAGCCUUCAAGAGGAGAAGCUGGCCUAUGUCUCAGAAAGGACCGAGCUCUUGGGCCCAAGCUCCAGGCACAAGCAGCGCUCCCCCAGCAUCGGCAUCCAGCUUUCCGCAGACCUGUGAACGUUUCUGUUGGUGGUCACAGAGGGUUAUGGUCUUUUUAGUAUGGUGUUAAAAUCAUGUUACCGCUGCUGUGGUGUCGGGUUCAGUUUUCGAUGAAAAAAAAGUUGCAGGCUUGUUUGUACUUCUGGUGCUGGAUUAAAAUAUUAGUAUUAGCACUGACAGCAAUAAUGAUGAAAGUAGGAGGGUGUUCAUGCAUUCAGUUGGACAAAUGUUCAGUGGCUUCUUUAGAAUCAUAACCCUUUUAAGAGGUUCUGGGAAUAUUAAGAGGAACCCAAUAAAUGGACCCCACUCCACCACCAGUCUCGUGGUACUGGUACAAGCACUGAAUAUUACAGACUGUUUAGGUGGUUAAAUAAUUAGAUUUGAAGUGUUUUUACUGUAAUGUUUAUAUAUAUAUAUAUAUAUAUAUAUAUAUAUAUAUAUAUAUAUAUAUAUAUAUAUAUAUAUAUAUAUAUAUAAAGUUCAACCAUUAUAGAGGUAAAGCUGUUGUAAAUUGAAUAAGAAUUGUAAAGGGAUAUAUUUUUUAACAAAGUUUGAAUAAAAAUACAAACUUAACUGUACAGGUAUGUGAAAAAAAUUAAGUAAAAACCAGCACAAAAAAAGCACAAGACCUAGAAGAAACAUUUGGAAGACGUGUAAAAAUCUGCCAUAUUUACACACACAGACAAGAAAAAAGCACAACACGCAUUUCUCUUUGGAUGUUUUUUAUGGUGAUAAAACAUGUGUGGUGUGCAGUAGAUUUUGUCUGGUCCUGUAUUAGUUCACUUCCCUUGGUCUUUCUUUUGCACAAGAGAAAGAUAACCUGUCUGAAGAUCACUAGUUUAGAAACCAAUAACCUGUUUAUGUUUAUAUCUGAAAUCGUCAUUCUUUUUAUAAGCAAUGCAAUUUAUUAUUUUCACAUUCUCUUUUGUUUGUUUGUUUGUUUGAUUGUUUGAUUUUUAUUUGUAUUUGGAGCUUUUAAAACUGAUUCCAGUCUGCAUGUUUUAUAUUCUGUAUAUAUGUAUGUAUGUAUGUUGUUUCCAAUGCAGCAAGGGGAAUUACAUGAGAACAGUAUUGAUUGCCAUGGCAUUUCAUUCGUUUUUUGGUGUAAAUUGCACCCGCAUGACUUGGGCUAGAUCUGCAUGUUGGCCGAAAGUCCUCUCCUACUGUUACAUUCUUAAUAACUUUACAGAGCAGAGCUUUUUCUUUUUAAAUAUAGCACAUUGGUAGAAUCGUAUCCAAGUUAGUCUCUCUUUUUUUCUUCCUUCUGUUUCUCAACAGGUUUUUACCUUUUCUAAUGAAAAAAAAAUCUGUGGUACCUUUGUUUUUUCUUUUACAGAAUUUUUUCUUUUUUUUUUUAAAUAUUUGUGAACAAAUUUGUAAAUUAUUCAGCAAAAUUUAAAUGUAGUAGAUCGUUUAAACAUUUCGUCAGUAGAUAGGAUAACAGCAAUCACUAGAUGUUUCUUUUUGUGUUUUUGUUUACAAUAUGUGGGGAUUUAAUACAUUGCUCCUGUGGAUUGUACAGUUUAUUGUACUGAAGUUUCCACCUGUCAUCUGAAAAUACCUAUGGUUGCUAUAGUUUCACAAUAAAAUAUAUAUUUCAAA